GAGAGGAUCAUGGGAGGGGCAGCGGCGGACCCGGGGGCGAGCGGGGCGACGGCGCCGGACGGCGGGUGGGGCUGGGCGGUGCUUUUCGGCUGCUUCCUCAUCACGGGCUUCUCCUACGCCUUCCCCAAAGCGGUCAGCGUCUUCUUCAAGGAGCUGAUCCGGGAGUUCGGCGUGGGCUACAGCGACACGGCCUGGAUCUCCUCCAUCCUGCUGGCCAUGCUCUACGGGACAGGCCCUCUCUGCAGCGUGCUGGUGAACCGUUUUGGCUGCCGGCCGGUGAUGCUGGUGGGCGGGCUCUUCGCCUCCCUGGGCAUGAUCCUGGCCUCAUUCUCCACCAGCAUCCUCCACAUCUACCUGUGUACUGGAGUCAUAACAGGUUUGGGUCUGGCCCUGAACUUCCAGCCCUCCCUGAUCAUGCUGAACCGGUACUUCAGCGCGCGGCGCCCCCUGGCGAACGGACUGGCCGCUGCGGGCAGCCCGGUGCUGCUGUGCUGCCUGUCCCCGCUCGGCCAGGCCCUGCAGCAGCACUACGGCUGGCGGGGGGGCUUCCUCAUCCUGGGGGGGCUGCUGCUCAACUGCUGCGUGUGCGGGGCGCUGAUGCGGCCGCUGGAGCCCCCGCGGGGGAGGGUCGCCGCGGCGACGGCGGGGGGGAAGGGGCGCGGGGCCAAGCUGCUGGACCUGAGCGUGCUGCGGGACCCGGGCUUCCUGGUGUACACGCUGGGCGUGACCGUCAUGGUGCUGGGGCUCUUUGUGCCGCCAGUGUUCGUGGUGAGCUACGCCAAGGCGCUGGGCUACGGCGACACGCCCUCCGCCCUGCUGCUCUCCAUCCUGGGCCUGGUGGACAUCUUCGCCCGGCCCACCUGCGGCAUGGUGGCGGGCCUGCGCUGGGCGCGGCCGCGCUGCGUCUACCUCCUGGGCUUCGCUGUGGCCUUCAACGGCGCCACGGACCUGCUGGGCUCGCUGUGCCGGGACUACGCCACGCUGGUGGUGUUCUGUGUCUUCUUCGGAGUGUCCUACGGCAUGGUGGGCGCGCUGCAGUUCGAGGUGCUGAUGGCGCUCGUCGGCACCGACAAGUUCUCCAGCGCCAUCGGCCUGGUGCUGCUCGCCGAGGCCAUCGCCGUGCUGGUGGGCCCCCCCUCCGCAGGGCUGCUGCUGGACAGCAGGGGGAGCUACAUGUACGUGUUCCUGCUGGCCGGGGGCGAGGUGGUGCUGUCCGCCCUGCUGUUGGUCGCGGGCAACUUCCUGUUCCUCAGGAAGCGGCCGCGGGAGCUGUCCGCCGUCGCCGGGGAAACGGAGCCGCUGACGGAGCGAGGGAAGGAGGAGGCGCGCAGGGAACGCCUCCUGUGGGAGGCGCGGCCAAUCAGCAUCCACGUGGACCGGGCGGAGGUGGAGCGCUUCCUGCGUGAGGACUGGUGGAGGAGCGGAGACAGCAGCUCAGAGACCUGCCUGUGA
Messenger RNA from Anguilla rostrata (American eel), 1452 nucleotides. RefSeq names its product monocarboxylate transporter 4-like. Gene Ontology annotation, biological process: transmembrane transport; monocarboxylic acid transport. Gene Ontology annotation, cellular component: plasma membrane. Lineage: Eukaryota; Metazoa; Chordata; Actinopteri; Anguilliformes; Anguillidae. The coding region runs from base 10 to 1452 and encodes 480 amino acids. The record is from RefSeq and is a predicted model, not a curated record. Gene Ontology annotation, molecular function: monocarboxylic acid transmembrane transporter activity. The transcript has 4 exons.